GUUAAUUAAUUUAAAAAUUUAUUUCUCAGAUGAACCUCUACAAAGGUAAUUGUGAGGGAGAGACCGAACGACUUCGUGAGCUUGCAUUGGAACAACAGGAAGCAAUAGAAUAUUUACGUCAGCUAUUGAAGGAACAAGAACGGAAGAUUGACCAGUUAUUAUGGAGUAGAAGAAAGAAGAAGAAAGGAUCACUAUACAAGCGAUACAUGGAAUUAGCGCCAGUUGCUGAGGUAGAUGAUGAAGAGGAACAGGAAGAUGGUGAUAGUACUUUAUCAAGUACAUCUUCAUCGGCAACAAUGCAAGCCAGUACUAUUAUAUGGCAAGCAAAUACUGUAACGCGUGAAGCUUAUGAAGAGCUGUUAUUUGAAAAUGAUGAAUUGCAUAUGAAGUAUACUGAAGAGCGACAGGAAUUAGAGCGCGCUCGAAAUCUUGUCCGUGAAUUGGAAAAUGCAUUGCUACAAGAGACACAUAGUGGUCAACAUAAUCGAAUUGCACUAAGUAACAAGUUGCGCGAAGCUGAAGAACGUGAAGCAGAUUUGAUUGCCGAAUUGUCGGAACUUAAAGAACAAAAUGAAUUGUUGGAGUUUCGUGUUAUAGAAUUGGAAGAAAUUGGGCCACGUGAAAGUCGUGAUGCUGUUGAUAGUGGUGUUGGAUCACCCGAGCCGAUUCAAUUAUUCAAAGUUCAAUGUACUGCAUCGAGUAAACAAAAAGAUCGUGCCAUUGCAACUGUUAUACCUUAUAGCUCGUGCAACAGUCAAUCUUCUUUGCUUUUGACUUCAGUGCAAAAAUCCUCGUUGUCUUUACAAGAGAGCGGUAUUUUUGAGGAUGAAGAUGAUAAUGAUAACAUUGAAGUAAUUAGUUGUGGUACACAAACAGAAACACCAGCUGGUGAAUUGUUACAAGAAGUACAAAGAUUGCAAGUUCUGAGGGAAAGAAUUCAAGAAAAAGCUGCCAAAGUACCAAUUUCUACGGAUAUUCUUGAAAUUACUGAAGAAAAAUUGAAUUCUUACAAAGAAAAAGUACGUGAACUCGAGGGACAACUUGCUGAACAUCAAGAAAAUCACAAAAAGAUUUUAAAUGAAAAUUUUAUCGCCAAACGGAAAGAAGAAGAAUUAAUUAAUGAAAACAGAAGACUUACUACUAGAAUUUAUUGGAUGGAAAAUGAGCUCAAAAUUUUACGGCAAUUUAAAAAUAUUAAGAAAGUUAAUGUUGGGACGAUGACAAAAAUUGAUUUUAAAGAUUCUUGUACGAUGACUGAAUCAAUGAAUACGAAAGAAAUUUCAAAAACGGUCAAGCAAGUUGAUAUGACCUGGUCAAGGUUUGAAGCCAAAAAGGCUCAGCUGGAAAAAGCUCAUCUGGAAUUGAAGGAAAAAAAUUUAUGCAACCAACAAUUGAUGGAAAGAAUUGCUAAACUUGAGAAGCAUGGUGAAAACAAUACAUGUGAUCAAGUCGAUGGAACUGAUAGGCUUGGGAAGAAAAUGAAGUUUGAAAAUUGUAAGAGUUCAGCGGAGGAAAUGAAGAAAUUUGAUGAACUAAUGGAAAUCACGGAUAAUGAAAAUAAUACUAAUAAAGUUUCUCAGAUUGAAUUCAUGAUUUAUAAUAAUGGUUGUAAUAAAAUGGACGUAUCAGAAAGUCCAUUAGUAAUCUCGGAACAUACAUCACAGAAUAAUAAAUAUGAAAUGCAGAAAGUAAAUGACGAAAGAGAACAAAAUGGAAUAAAUUACAUUGUGCUAUACCCCGAAGAAAAUCCAGGAACUUUUGAUUGUGAAAGAGUUAGAAAAAAUGAAGCUGACGAGAAGGUUAGAGAUGGAACAAAAAAAUUAAAACAUAAUGAGUACGAUGGUUGGGCAAUGAGAGUCUGGAACGCGGGUAGUCAUACCAGAAACAGCGUUAAGUCACACGUCAAUUUCGAUAGACUCGUUCUCUAUCAAGAGUUAAGCAUUUAG
Cotesia congregata is the source of this 1946-nucleotide messenger RNA. The record is from the annotation of a GenBank genome assembly. NCBI's taxonomy places the organism in Eukaryota, Metazoa, Arthropoda, Insecta, Hymenoptera, Braconidae.